ACAGACCAGGAGAGGCACUGGUUUCCUAAGCCACUCCCAAAUGGCAGAUGCCCAGCUCUACUCAACGGGGACAGCACUUGUUAGUUGUGCAUGUGUUCAGAGCCCUUUGCACAUGCUAAGAUUCACAUGUCAUCACUGAGGAAACAGGCUGGGAGGGCCUAUGAGUCGGCCUGGGGCACGGCUAGGCCUGGAGCCUAAAUAUCAGGGGCCCACAGCCCUGCCUAUUCUGUGGGCCCUGCAUCUCUCCCAGAGGUUUCUUGCUGUCUUCCUUCCCCAUCUUGAACCCCAGGAUACCAUCAAUUCUAUGCCCUUCUAAGUCCAGCUCAAGCACCUCCCCAAGGCUUCCUUCAGCUCACAUUGUCCAGGGACCACAUGCUGACUCACCCAGGUGGCCCUGCUCUCUGGGAGCAUCUCCCUCAUUUCCUUCCUCUGGAGGGAAGGUUCACUUAUGAAGUUGCUGUAUCUGAUCCUCUGCCCAGCUGCCCUGGGAAGGGAAAUCAGGCCCUGCCCGCAGAGCCAGAGCUAGGACUAACUAUGUAGUUUGUGGGGCUCAGUACAGAAUAAAAGUGUGGAGCCCCUUGUUUAAAAAUUAAGAGUUUCAUAGCAGUGACAGCAGAGUAUGAAAACGAAGUACAGGGCCUUCCUGGGCGUGGGGUUCCAUGCAGCUACAUCGGUCACACAUCCACAAAGCCAGCCAUGACUGCAGGAGACAGAACCCACCCUUAGGAGCUCCCAGGUUUUAUUUGGCACAAGGGCAAGAUUUGGUGCAUAGCUCACAGUGGGAGCCAAGGACGGCAGAAGGAUUCUUCCUUCUGCAUGGUCCAUCAGUAAGGCCUCUCAGAUCCCAAACCCAGUCCAUACGCCUCAUCUCCCUGGGUUCCCAGCCAUCUCCUUGAGAUGGGCCAGGCAGGAGAUAGGGCUCCAUUUUACAGAUAAAGACCCCAAAGCUCUCUGAGAGCCUAUGUAGCUGGCUUCAUCAUGGCAGGUAGAUAGAACAUGGGGCUAAGAAGGGCUUGGAGGACCUGCCUAGGAGACCGGCCAGCUUCCACACUCCCAUCAGCUGCUGGAGCUCAUAGGCAGGCCUGCACAAGUCCAGCCUUGCCAGCCCACAGCAUGAAGCCUGACAGGUCAAGAUGGAGCAGCCAAGGAAAACAGAGGUUUCCUACCUCACAGCCGCUCACCCAAGGGAAUUCCAGGGCAAGCCCUGGCACACUUCUCACUGGCUCAGGGAUGGCAGCUGCCAAAAUGCCCAUGGCCUCGCCCAGUCCCUUCCAGUGGCCCAUGUUGUAUUCCCCAUGCCUCCUCCACUGUACCCCUAAGAGGGGUAGUAGAGACCCUGUUAGGGCCACACUGAGAAACAGAAGGACAAAAUCAGGAAAUGAAGACCUAAUGCCCACACAUAGAACUGAACCCAGCUGUCCAUGACAGCUUUACUCUUCAUUGACCCAAACUGGAAACAACCCAAAUAAUCAUCAACGGGAAGGACAAGUUGUGGUAUAUCCAUACAACAGAAUACUCCUCAGCAAUAAAAAGGAGUAAAGUACUCAUAUACGCAACAGCAUGGAUGAAGCUUAAGCUCUUGUGCUGAGUAAAAGAAGCUCGUAUUGUGCAAUUCCACCUCCAUGAAGUUCUAAAAAAGGCAAAGCAAAUCUGUAGUGAUAAAACAGAUCAGCGAUUGCCUGGGGCUGGGGGUUGAGGAGGGUUUGACAGGAAAAAAGCAGGUGGGAACAUUCUGGAGUGACAUGAUGGUGGGGGGGUUACAUGCAUUUGUCGAAACUCAUCAAACUGUGUGCCUAAGAGGGGUACAUUUUACUGUGUGUCAAUUCUACCUCAAAACAGUUUGAUUUAGGAGAAAAGAAAGAGGUAGGAGCCAGAGGAGGUGUGUGGGUAUGCGGCUGCCAUGUGGGUAUACAGCUUUCAGUAACAUCAGGAGGCAAGGAGACAAGCCUCCCAGGGGGUGCUCAGUGUUUGAGGGUCAGGGGCCUGGGUCAGCCCCAAGGAGUCCCCAUACAUUCCAGAGACAGGAAGAAGAUGGGGGCCAAGAGGAAAUGUCCUCAAAGGAGGGGGAGAACCAGGGGAUUAUGAUGCCUCUGAUGCUGGGGAGAAGGAGCUCCAGCCAGGUCAUGGCUCACAGUUGGGAUUAGAAGAGACCGGAGAAGUAGUGCAAGGUCUGGACAAGGGGAGAGGCUAACCAUGAGGACCCUUGCUGUGGCUCCCCUGUGGACGCCCACCCCCACAACCUCCCUCUGACAAUCUCUGUUAGGCUGGCCGAGGGCCCUGUUCUAGCGAUCAUCUAAGGGGCUGAGUGGCACUGAGUGAGCCCUGGGACACUGACAUGCCCAGCGUGCAGGACUGGACUGAACUCUAUAAGCAGAGGUGUCAUCCCUGCAACCUUGGGGCCCUGAAUGGCUAAGGAGACCCAGUGGAGUCUGUGCCAACCCCCUUGAGGGCCUGAGCUGGCCUCCAGGAUGGACACAGGCCCCCUCCACACUCCAUAGAGCUGCUAAAUUUAGCCAGGCAGUGGAGGCUGUCCUGGGGCUGAGGGCUUGGCAGCACUGCCUUGUCUCCCUACAAGGUCUGGCCCAAUACCGGAGCUGGCCACUCAGCCUUUGGGCUUAUAAGGCAGGUCCGGCAGCUCUCAAGUGCUGGAGUCUUGGGGUGGACUCUGGGCCAAACUCUCAGACUUUGGGGAGCCUCCUUUCCAGGCACUAGCCGACAUGGGAGCUACUCAGUUUCUGGAGUCUCAGUUUCCUUAUCUGUAAAAUGGUUCCAAUACCUACCUCAUGGGGCUGUUUUUUAAAAAAUCUGCUGACUGAGAAAGCACUGUGUUCCCUGUAAACUCUGACCCCUGCCCUGCCCAUCUCUGCCCCCGACAAUGCCUAAAACAAUCACAGGUGUCUAUCCCUGGGGAUGCUGGAGUUGGGGCAAGGAUGGGAAAGUAGAGGCCCGGAUGGAAAGUUACAUUUUGGAACCAGUGAAAGGUGUAUUGCUCCUAUCAGCUGCCUGUCUUACUCGGGCCAAGUUAUUAGCAAAAAAAAGAGAAUUUAUAAUUGGGAAAAGAAAUGUAAUUGUUUUUAUUUCUUUUUAUUUUGGGUAUGCUCUGGAUAUGACAAGUCCAAAUAAGAUUGUCCCCACCACAGUCUGUUUUCUGAGGGGUCAGAACUGAGGCUCUAACAGGACCACAUGUGUGUGCUCCAAGCAAGGGUGUCUGAAGAGCUGAGGAGACCCAUUGGAGCCUUGUGCAGAACCUCUUCAGAGCCCAGGCUGGCCUCCAGGAUGGGCAUAGGUCCCCUCUGCACUCCACUAGCUGCUAAAUUUAGCCAGACAAAGAAGCCAUCUGUCCAUUAGUCCAUCUGUCUGUCAGCAAGCCUGGCUCCUUGGAGGGGGCGAGGGGAGGGGAAGAGGAGGUGGAGGAGGUCAUGGCGAUGGUAGGAAAAGGGCAGAUACAGACUGGAGCAGGACUGCCUGACCCCCUCUCUCUUUCCCCUCCCCUCUCCAUCUCUCACCGAGCGCCUGCUAUACCCUCCUGAGUGUCCAGGAAUCGUGAGUGAACUGGGUCACUAAGAUGGCAGCAGCCGCCCUCACUCUUCAUCGCAAGCCAUCCAUGUCCUGGGACCUGCUAUUCCAAGAGCCACAUGAUCACCUGGAAAGGGAGUAGGCCCUCUUGUCUGGGAUCAAGACACAGGUCUGGCUCCCAGCAUCUCUGGAUUUUUUACCUUAGGAAAGCCCAGGACAUGGUUCUGGCCUGCCCCUCUUGAAGGUCAUGUUGGAUAGACAGUUGGGCCUGAGAUUCGUGAAGCUGUUCUAUUUGAGAGGGGGAAAUGGCCUAGGGUGCUGGAAUGGGCCACGGGCCUGCCCUCUGUGGGGGCCACUGCUGUGCAGAAAGCAGCUCUACUCAGACAAGCAGCUGGGAUUUCCAGCCUGGGAGCCUGGCUCCCUGCCGAGAACAAUUUCCCAGCUAAAGGCCUCCAGGAAGAAGACUCCUAUCAGCCUUCAGAGUGAGGCAACUUGGCCUGCAGGGGAGUUCCCCACACCCCUGGGACACCCAGCCUCCAUCUUCCAUGUCCCGAGAAAGCCCCAAGGACACCUGGCCUGGAUGGAGGGCCAGCCAGGAAGGCCAUCCUGCUUAAACCGAGGCCUCCAGUAGAACCCAGGGGAGGUGGAGGAAUGGCCGGGACAGCACAGGUGAUGAGAGAGGAGAGGUGAGCUGCAGAGAUGCCUGCCCAGUGCUCAGGUUGAUUGGGCACAGGCCAGGCUUGGACUUGGAGGCACACACAGGUGGAUGGAAGCUGGCCUAUAAGGACAGCAGUGGGAAUCCUGCCACAGGCUCUGGAAGCAUCUGGCAGCUGGACCGGAAAUGGCCCUACUUCCUCUUCCGCUCUCCUGACUGCAACCCCCACCCCCCCCAGGGGCUGAGCUCCCCACCUGGGGGCACAGGCGCGGCUGGCCCACAGUCCAUCGCCUGCCAAGGGCCAAGAGCUUCUCUGACCACCUAAGGAUUCUACUUUUCAACCCAGGUGCCUUCAACUGACCCCUGCCUCCUGAUCUCUGGCCCCAGCUGCCCUGCCCUACCCUUCCUAGGGGGCCAGGAGGCCCCUAGAAGCUCCACCAUAGACUUGGGUGUUGACACCUGGUUCACCUUGAGAGCAAAGGCUACAAGGGGCUCAGUUCUCAGCCCCCAGCCUGGCUCACUAUGGCCCAGCGGCUCCAGGAUGAGCUGGCCGCUUUCUUCUUUGAGUAUGACACUCCCCGAAUGGUGCUCGUGCGCAACAAGAAGGUGGGCGUCGUCUUCCGCUUGAUCCAGUUCGUGGUUCUGGUCUACGUUAUUGGGUGGGUGUUUGUCUACGAGAAGGGCUAUCAGACUUCAAGUGGCCUCAUCAGCAGCGUGUCUGUGAAACUCAAAGGUCUAGCCGUGACACAGCUCCCAGGCCUGGGCUCCCAGGUCUGGGAUGUAGCUGACUACGUCUUCCCAGCCCAGGGGGACAGCUCCUUCGUGAUCAUGACCAAUUUCAUUGCGACCCUCCAGCAGGUUCAAGGCUACUGUGCGGAGCAUCCAGAAGGGGGUACAUGCAGAAAUGACAGUGGCUGCACUCCGGGGAAGGCAGAGAGGAAGGCACAAGGCAUCCGCACAGGCAAGUGCGUGGCCUUCAAUGACACUGUGCAGACAUGUGAGAUCUUUGGCUGGUGUCCCGUGGAGGUGGAUGACAAGGUCCCACGCCCUGCCCUUCUCCAAGAGGCCGAGAACUUCACUCUCUUCAUCAAGAACAGCAUCAGCUUUCCACGCUUCAAGGUCAACAGACGCAACCUGGUAGAAGAAGUUGAUGCGGCCUACAUGAAGACCUGUCUUUAUCACAAGAUCUUGCACCCACUGUGCCCUGUCUUCAAGCUCGGCUAUGUGGUGCAAGAGUCAGGACAGAAUUUCAGCACCCUGGCUGAGAAGGUAUGGUGCCAGGGCGGGGUGGUAGGCAUCACCAUUGACUGGAACUGUGACCUGGACUGGCAUGUGCAGUACUGCAAACCCAUCUACGAGUUCCAUGGACUGUACGAGGAGAAAAACCUGUCUCCAGGCUUCAAUUUCAGGUUUGCCAGACACUUUGUGGAAAAUGGGACCAAUCACCGGCACCUCUUCAAGGUGUUUGGGAUUCGCUUUGACAUUCUCGUGGAUGGCAAGGCUGGGAAGUUUGACAUCAUCCCCACAAUGACAACCAUUGGCUCUGGGAUUGGCAUCUUUGGAGUGGCCACGGUUCUCUGUGACCUGUUGCUGCUCCACAUCCUGCCCAAAAGGCACUACUACAAGCAGAAGAAGUUCAAGUAUGCGGAGCAAAUGGGGCCAGGGGCGGGUGAACAUGACCCCGCAGCCACCAGCUCCACCUUGGGCCUGCAGGAGAACAUGAAGACAUCCUGACCCUCAGCUCCGGACUCCUGACUGGACACAGCUUUGGUCAGGGGCCUCGGUGGGGUCCCAACCAGAACAGAGCGGUCUCCACAGGAGCUCUCCACCGUCUUAGCCAAGCAGACACUAGGUCUUGGCAGCUCAGAGUGGCCACUGGGGGAGACCUGUGCACAUCUGGGCUCUGGCCCCAACUCCACAAUCCCCAAAGGAGCUCUGCCCCAGCCUCGGCCACUCCUGGUCUAGAGGGACUGCAGCUGGGCAGGGCUCCUCUCUCGUUCUUCUAUUGGAGCUGUGUGCUUCUCUCUCUGGGCCUUCAUGCACCACACGGCCUCGUGUCUCUAGAUCCAUGCUCUCCCAUAUGGCAGACACUAGCCACAAUGACCAUUUAAAUCAAUAUUAAUUUAAACUGAAUAAAACAAAAAAUUCAGUUCCUAAAACUAGCCACAUCACAACUGCUAAAUAGACACAUGUUUCUAAUGGCUGCCAUAUUGGACUACAUAGAAUAUUACAGAAAGUUCGGUUGGACAGUUCUGCUUGAGCCCUCUUACUGGCGCCAGAUUUACCUAUGGAGCUUAUCAACAGUGCAGGCACCUGGGCCUACAUCAGACCUCAGAAUCUCUAGGGCAGGCCACAGAUAUGCAGUGAUGGCAAACUCCCUGGGCCAUUUUAAAGACUGAAAUUUCAGAACCACUCCUGAUUGGCUAUCGGAGGUAGCCUGGGCCUGCAUGAGCUGGCAGAUGCAGGUAUUGAGUAGGUGUGUGGUGCCCUUGCAGGCAUAUGGUGUCUCAUGUACACACUGCCCUGUGCACACUCAUCCUCAUGCACCGCCCCCCUCAUCCACACUCAGGCCCUGCAAACACAACCAUCUGAAUAUACCAAUGUCCUCAAGUACAGAUGCAUGGUUCAUGCCACAACACCUCCACAGGGAUAUGCUUCUCCUCAAGUGUGUCAGGCCAGGACAGUGCUUUCUAGCCACGAAUCCUUACUCAGCUACCUUGGGGUUGGUGCAGGGCCCUGGCCACACCCUGGGCUCCCUGCUUGUGGCCCAGCCUCGGCACCUCAGGCAUGCCCAAUUCUGUCUGACACAAGGUCUGGGGAACCUGAGUGAUGGGGUACAAUAAAAGGAAGGAGGACAAA
Molecule: messenger RNA, 7030 nt
Organism: Canis lupus familiaris (dog)
Lineage: Eukaryota; Metazoa; Chordata; Mammalia; Carnivora; Canidae
Gene: P2RX1
Product: purinergic receptor P2X 1
Exons: 14
Coding region: 4694-5905 (403 amino acids)
Biological process (GO): response to ATP; monoatomic cation transmembrane transport
Cellular component (GO): nuclear inner membrane; plasma membrane
Molecular function (GO): extracellularly ATP-gated monoatomic cation channel activity; ATP binding; purinergic nucleotide receptor activity
Source: RefSeq, a predicted model, not a curated record